Messenger RNA from Prunus armeniaca (apricot), 720 nucleotides. The record is from the annotation of a GenBank genome assembly. Lineage: Eukaryota; Viridiplantae; Streptophyta; Magnoliopsida; Rosales; Rosaceae.
AUGGCAACAGGGGCCGUCUCCGCAGAUGCAGCCGUUGUGGAAGUUCUUAAUGGCCGUAACUAUCUGGAUUGGAGUGUAUUGGUUAAAACUUAUUUGUUGGCUCAAGACCUUUGGGAUGUAGUGGAAGAAGACGAAGAAGAAGCUGAUGAUAAGUUCAAAGCUUGGAGGAAGAAGAAUGCCACGGCUUUACAUACAAUCCAAAUUUCAUGCGGGCGGGAUACUUUUUCCCUCAUUAGGGAUACCACUUCAGCCAAACGCGCUUGGGAUACUUUGGCAGAAAAGUUCAAGCAAAAACCAUUUCUUCCAAGUAAGUCCCCAGUUCAAAUCUUGAACCUCAUCAAACAACCCCCGGGAUGUGACAAGAGUCUGUAUAAGCCGUUGUUCGAUGCUGUAUCGCGUGGGGAUUGGAAUGAAGCAAAGGAGUUUCUUACCCUACAUCCCGAUGCAAUAAGAGCAAGACAUUCGUACUCCAACAAGACAGCUCUUUGCAUGGCAACAGAUCUAGAGCACGAGCAUAUUGUGGAAGAGUUGGUGCAGUUGAUGUCAGAGGAAGACUUGGAAAUAACAGAUAAUAAUGGUCGGACAGUCCUUGCUCUUGCUGCAAGUAGAGGAAAUAUAAAAAUGGUUGAAUGCAUGGUUAGAAAGAGCAAGAAAAUACUUAGUAUUGCCAUUAACCAGAAUUUGACUCCAAUUGUACUGGCUGCUAGCAAUGAGCGAUGA